AUGGUUGCCUUGUUUCGAUUCAUAUUUCAUCGGAUAAAGCAGUUUGAAUCAACGAAGAACGUACAGUAUUCUAAGAUUUUCUCUUCGUAUUACUCUUCAAGGAACAAUUACUCAGACACCUCUAAAACAUCAGAUAAUCCUUGUAAUCGUUCAAAACGAUGGAUUUUAUUGGGUUGCUUUGGUGCCUUAGGUAUUUCAUCCGGUUUAAUUUUGCUGAAAGAUAAAACGAACAUGGUGCAUUCUGAUUCGAACAUUGAUACGAGUAACUGUAAGAGAGAUGAUCUUCCUACUUAUCGGAUGCGCGAGGGUGUGUAUGAUAUUACUGACUUUGUUGAAAAUCAUCCAGGUGGUGAUAAAAUUUUGUUAGCCGCUGGAAAUUCUGUCGAACCAUACUGGCAAAUUUAUCAGCAGCAUCGUACACCAGAAAUUUUGCAAAUGCUAGAAGAAUUUAGAAUUGGUAAUUUGAGCAGUGAAGAUGUGUUGAUUGAAGAGGUUAAGGAUCAGAAUGAUAUUUAUUAUAACGAUCCAAAGCGGCAUCCAGCGUUAAUCGUCAAUUCUGAAAAGCCAUUUAAUGCCGAAACUCCCGUGGAAUUGAUCAUGGAUAGUUUCUUCACGCCCAAUGAUUUGUUUUACGUACGAAAUCAUAUGCCAGUUCCUAAUAUUGAUGCAAGAAAACAUUUGCUUACAAUCGAAGGUGUAUCUGUGAAGCAUCCUUUGGUUCUGUCAGUGGAUGACUUGAAACGUAAGUUUACACGAGUGGCCGUCAAUUCUGCUUUGCAGUGCGCUGGUAAUAGACGCAGUGAAAUGGGUAAAGUAAAAAAAGUUCAAGGACUUAACUGGAAGAGUACGGCAAUCGGUAACGCAAAGUGGGCUGGCGUACGGUUACGAGAUGUUGUCAUAGCAGCAGGUGUAUCUCCAACAGAUACCCGCAUCAAACAUGUUAUAUUACGUGGAGCCGAUGCAGAUAAUGAAGGUAAUCAUUAUGAAGCUUCGAUAUUGUUCGAAAAAGCAAUGAAAGAUGAAGUCAUUAUUGCUUACGAAAUGAACGGUGAAGAUAUUCCUAGAGAUCAUGGGUAUCCUAUACGGCUGAUUGCUCCGGGACUUGUCGGUGCUCGUCAGGUAAAAUUUCUAUCUGCCAUUAUUUUGAGUGAAGAGGAAAGUAAAUCACAUUGGCAAGCGAAGGAUUACAGAGGCCUUCCACCAUUUAUUGAUGCACAAAGCCAUCAGAAUGAUUUUCAGUUGCCACCUUCGAUUCAAGAAUUGCCUGUGCAAAGUGCUUUCUGCUAUCCAAAUUCACCUAUGACUAUACCACGCUAUUCAUGGUAUUUGUUGCCUUUAGUAUCUGGUCAGUUUGACGUAAUGGGCUACGCUUGGAGUGGUGGUGGGCGUGGUAUCAUACGCGUGGAGGUGUCAGUAGAUGGCGGUGAGACUUGGCAAGCUGCUGAGUUGAUACAAGAUCCGGAUCAAGAUAUUGAUCACAUGUGGUCAUGGACACUUUUCAAAUCAACCGUAAAAAUUCCGGACAAUGUGAAAAGACUAGAUUUGAUAUGCAAAGCGACCGAUCGUUCUUAUAAUACUCAGCCAGAUACAGUUCGAGGAAUUUGGAAUAUUCGUGGUUUUAUCAAUAAUGCUUGGCAUCAUAUCCCCAUAGAAAUUACGGAUGAAUGA
Molecule: messenger RNA, 1668 nt
Organism: Thelazia callipaeda (thelaziosis nematode)
Lineage: Eukaryota; Metazoa; Nematoda; Chromadorea; Rhabditida; Thelaziidae
Source: the annotation of a GenBank genome assembly